Molecule: messenger RNA, 670 nt
Organism: Chilo suppressalis (striped riceborer)
Lineage: Eukaryota; Metazoa; Arthropoda; Insecta; Lepidoptera; Crambidae
Source: the annotation of a GenBank genome assembly
AUCGGUGCCGAUUAGAGUAAUAUUGUUCUGUGGUGCCGAUCCGAUGACAUGACGUACCGAAACCUAAUACGUAGUAUCUUUACCUAGUCUGUGCUAAUAAAGUACUCUGUGCCGAAACCGAUCGGUGCCGAUGUUUUUGCAUUGUUUUCCCUUUUUUGCAGAUUUUUGCAAUUGCAAGCAAGAACACUUCAAUUCUUAAUCGGAUUCAACAAUUAUGAAUUAUAUAUCCACCAUAAUUAGUUAUAAUAAACUUCAAAUUAUUAAAUCAGCUGUUAGAAAUUUGUGUUUAAAAAACUUAUCGACACGCCAAGCACAACCUAUAGAUCACAAAGAAGAAAACGUUCGCGUUGAUAAGAAUACUCUGGCGCUUCUGGAGAGACUUUCACUGGUAAAAUGUGAUUCAACUGAAGGUCUAACAGUAUUAGAAGACUCCAUUGCAUUUGCCAAUAAAAUUCUUCAUAUCAAUACUGAUAAUGUUGACCCUUUGUAUUCUGUAUUAGAAAACGAAAAUGUGUACCUGCGAAAUGAUGUUGUCACACAAGGUGACUGUCAAAAGGAUAUUCUUAAAAAUGCUGUGUUAAAAGAGGACGACUAUUUUGUUGCACCACCUGGAAAUAUUCCUUUACAAGAAAUCCAAAUUGACAAAAAAGAACAAGAAACUAAAUCAUGA